GUCUCCCGCCUUGUUAGUUUCGUUUCUCGGAGCCUGGGUUAGGCGCCAUCGCUGCAGCCAUGGAAAAAGCUGGUGCAGAAUUUGAAGGGGGUGCCAGCCUGGAGGCCGAACUCAUGUGUUCCAUCUGCCUGUGCCUGUACAAGGACCCAGUGUCGCUGAGCUGCAGUCACAGCUUCUGCCAGCAGUGCAUCCAGAAGGUGCUCACAGCCCAGCAACAAUCGCAGACUCCUUUAACCUGCCCCAUGUGCAGGCUCCACCUGGGGCCCAACCUGGAGCUGCAGAAGAAUUUCCACCUGUGCAACAUCGUGAAGGCAUUUCAGGCCAAGAGUUCAGAAGAAAAACAGGGCAAGGGCUCUGAAGAGGGGGAGACAGAGGUGUUCCCCUGUGAGUACUGCCUGGGUGAGACCCAGCCAGCGGUGAAAACCUGCCUGGUCUGCGAUGCGUCCUUGUGCCAGGCCCACCUGAACAAACACAACUCCAAGGCUUCCUACCAGGACCACAUCCUGGUGGAGGUGGGAGCAGGCGGUGUGGUGGAGGAGAGGAGGUGCCCGGAGCACGGCAGGAUGCUGGAAUGCUACUGCAGCCGUGAGGAGCAGUACAUCUGCCUGCUCUGCGCCAUUAGGGGGGCCCACGUGAACCACGAGGUCCUCACCCUGAAGGAGGGACAUGACAAGCAGCUGACUAAACUCCUGAACAAGAUGACAUGGCUGCAGCAAUAUGGAAGAGCCUUAGUUACCGCCCUGGAAGAUCUUCAGAAAAGCGAGAAUCAGGUCAAGACCAAUACAAAGACAGUGACUUCUCAGAUACAAAAGCUGUUCGACGAGAUAAAGACAGAGUUGAUUAAGAAAGAGAAGAUGAUCCUGAGUGACAUUCAAUCGAAUGAGAAAAAACAACUGGCAUACAUUGACUACUUGAAGAAGAAUAUGGAACAUAGGAGAGAGGAGGUUGAGCAGAAUCUUCAGCUUUUGCAGAAGCUGAGAGAGCAACAAGAUAUUUUCCUCUUCUUCAAGGAAUUUCAUGUAAGAAUACCGGCCACAGACAG
Messenger RNA from Neopelma chrysocephalum (saffron-crested tyrant-manakin), 1042 nucleotides. Its product is annotated as E3 ubiquitin/ISG15 ligase TRIM25-like. Gene Ontology annotation, molecular function: zinc ion binding. The record is from RefSeq and is a predicted model, not a curated record. NCBI's taxonomy places the organism in Eukaryota, Metazoa, Chordata, Aves, Passeriformes, Pipridae. The transcript has 4 exons. The annotation marks the transcript as partial.